This is a messenger RNA of Rhinocladiella mackenziei CBS 650.93, 1275 nucleotides long. RefSeq lists its product as uncharacterized. Gene Ontology annotation, biological process: protein O-linked glycosylation; protein N-linked glycosylation; cell wall mannoprotein biosynthetic process. Gene Ontology annotation, cellular component: membrane; Golgi apparatus. Lineage: Eukaryota; Fungi; Ascomycota; Eurotiomycetes; Chaetothyriales; Herpotrichiellaceae. The transcript is spliced from 3 exons. The record is from RefSeq and is a predicted model, not a curated record. Gene Ontology annotation, molecular function: alpha-1,2-mannosyltransferase activity. The coding region runs from base 1 to 1275 and encodes 424 amino acids.
AUGGCUACAGGCACGGGGAGAUACCUCCGUUAUAUACUAUUUGCCAUAUUUGGCAUUGCAAUUCUCUACUUUAUUUCCACCUCAUCAUUACCCUCCUAUGCGCAACCUCUCACGUCGGGUGGGACAUUUCCUUGGGAACAAGUCCACACCGAGAAGACCAAUUCCAAUCCUAAUGAAAUAUCCGAUACGUUCUCCUCGACCCAGCCUUCCUCCAGUCCUCCAGACACCACGCCGUUGGAAUCCAUAACCCCGAAUAACCUUCCUGUGGUCCCUUCCGAACUUUCACCUUCGGCAUCUGGUGAACGUGUCAAUGCUACCUUUGUGACCUUGGCCAGAAAUACGGACAUCUGGGAAAUUGCCCGUUCCAUCCGACAAGUCGAGGACCGAUUCAACAGAAACUAUAACUAUGAUUGGGUUUUCCUGAAUGACAAGCCAUUUGAUGAGCAAUUCAAAAAGAUCACCACUUCACUUGUCUCGGGCAAGACUCAUUAUGGACAGAUCCCCACCGAAAAUUGGUCAUUUCCUCCUUGGAUCGAUCAGAAGAAGGCCGAGGCUGUUCGAGAAGACAUGCGUCGGAGAAAGAUCAUUUAUGGUGAUUCGAUCAGCUAUCGACACAUGUGUCGGUUUGAGUCAGGCUUCUUCUUCCGACAUCCUCUGUUGAACCAAUUCGAGUAUUACUGGCGAGUUGAACCAAGCAUCGAGCUUUUCUGUGAUAUUCAUUACGACCCUUUCCGCUAUAUGAAGGAGAACAAGAAGAAGUACAGUUUUGUCCUCAGCUUGUACGAAUACGUCGAAACGAUUCCGACCUUGUGGGAGAGCACCAAAAAGUUUAUCAAGGCACAUCCGGAGCAUAUUUCCCCCGACAAUUCUAUGUCGUUUUUGAGUGAUGACGGGGGCGAUACGUACAACAAGUGUCAUUUCUGGUCAAACUUUGAAAUCGGUAACCUCGACUGGCUCCGGUCGAAGCCUUACAUCGACUUUUUUGAAUCUCUCGACAAGGACGGUGGCUUCUUUUACGAACGAUGGGGUGAUGCUCCUGUCCACUCGAUCGCUGCGGGCCUACUCCUCCGAAGAGAAGAAAUCCACUUCUUCAACGAUAUCGCAUAUUAUCAUGUCCCAUUCACCCAUUGUCCGACAGGAGACGACCUUCGCCUUAAACUCCGUUGCCAUUGCAACCCCGCUGACAACUUUGACUGGAAAGGUUACAGCUGCACAUCUCGAUUCUUUGAUUUGAACAAAAUAGCCAAGCCCGAGGGUUGGAUGGAUCAAGUAUGA